CGAGUUUUAGUAGGAGCAGUAGUGGUAGUGGUAGUAGUAGUUGUUGUUCAGGAGUUAGUUGCCAAUAGCCCGUCGACCUACCUUGGACGUUCGUCGCAAGCAAAGGCUACAACGCAAAGUUUAGAGAGGUAUAUAUCUUCGUGUCACAAAUAUACCUCUCCUGCCUUUCUAGUCAACGAACGGCAAGGACCUUAACACGUACGACAGGAGAAGUGCUGGUGGCAGUAGUAGUCGAAAGAGAAGGAGUAAUACAGGAACAAGAAGAACUUGUGCUUGAAAGGAGAAGGCCAGGAACAAACGUCGGAGGAGUGCAGAAAGAAAGAAAGCCCUCUUUGCCUCUGCCCAUGGCUCGAUGAUCCCAUCGGUGGCCUGACACAUUCCGACCUCCUGCUCCUGCUCCUCUUCCUCGUUCGCCUUUUGGUCCUGGUUGCCGCACAACUAGCUUGGACAGAGCCUGAGAUUCAACGCUCAUGAGCCAGAAAGGUUGUUAAUAGCAAAAGGUUCUUUCUCUGACUUGACACUGCUCGCCUGGUGAACAACCCUGCAAUCGGUCGCCGUCACCGUAGUGAACAACACGCCAGAAUAUUUCUGUGAAACACACACACACACACACACACAUACUCACACACAUAUCCACCCACCCUUCGCGGUGUCGAAGUAGCCUGUCGAACGAAGCCGGAGAAGGAGAUCAUCCAAGACGAGAGGAGGCUCCUCCACCACCACCACCACCUUCACGACCACGACGUACAACUUCAGACCAACCGAUCAACCAACCAACCAACCAACCAACCAACCAACCCAGUCACUCCGAGUAGCGGACGACAGUGUCAUCAUCGUCAAGGUAUCAGUGGGACGUGGAACGCAGUGAAAGAUAGCCAGUCCCUCAUGUGCUUGAACGGGACCACUCAUAUUGUGCUCCCGCAUCACUAUCAUCAUCGUCAUCUUCACCAUCAUCUGUAUCUUCGUACUUCGUCCUCGCUAGUGCUCCGCCUUAUUCAGUGAGUGUGUCCCAUGCAAGCAACAGCUCAAGAGAUAUCGACCCACCGUCCCAUCUCCGAAAGGUACACCUCCAGUUGUCCUUGUUGUUGUUGUCGUCGUUGUUGUUGUUGCCAUUGCUGCUCCUGCUCCUCUUCUUCCCCCCUCCGAAGGUGAGAGGGAGAAGGCCGGAGUAGUCUUCGAGCCUUCGUUCGGAUCUUGGCCAUCCAUCCAGUCGUUGAAGAUCUUCAAUUUCAUUGUGAUCCCGUUCCACUUCACAUCGAGGUGCCGGCCCACACACACAGCCCCUCGAUUGGUCUCAGCAUCUUUUCCACAACCAUCACUUAUUCAUAAGUGAUUCUUUUCUAUAAAAGAUCAAGGCUCCCACUAGACCAACAUCUAGUGUGAAGCCUUACAUCACAACGAACAUUACGACUGUAUCAGCGGCAAAAAAGCGAAGGACGGCGACGGCAUCACCCCCACCUCCCACUGCAACCAUACCCACCACACCCAUCAUCGCACCACCCACCAACCCUCCAUCCACCUCCCCGUCAUUCGCCAACGCCUGUCCACCACACCCGUCCUCGUCGAUCACCCUCACCAAUAGCAUCGCUAAACAAAACACAGCCACCACCCUCAACAGCCACCACAACCACAACCAACAACUUCAACAGCAACAACCACCCACCAAUCACUCCCUUCACAUCAGCAACAUGGAAAAUAGCAGCAAUCUUUCGCAAAGCUUGGACUCCGUCAAUACCGUCCCGGGAGAAGAAGAGGUGCGAACUCUAUUUGUCAGUGGCCUUCCCAUGGACACCAAGCCUAGGGAACUCUAUCUCCUCUUCAGAGCCUACGAGGGCUAUGAGGGGUCGUUGCUCAAAGUUACUAGCAAAAAUGGCAAAACGUCAUCGCCCGUGGGUUUUGUGACUUUUAACACGCGAGCCGGGGCGGAGGCUGCCAAGCAAGAUCUUCAGCAAGGUGUCCGUUUUGACCCCGAUUUGCCACAGACGAUCCGCCUUGAGUUUGCCAAAAGCAACACCAAGGUUAGCAAACCCAAGCAAGUGUCACCAGCUGCCGCAGCUGCGGCAGCUGCGGCUGCAGCGGCCGCGGCCGCCGCCGUGACCUCACAACCACAACUAGUGCACCCUCUCACUGGACAAGCGUUGAGCCCAGCUUUUAUCCAUAGUGCCGCGGAAUUAUGGCACCAUCACCCGUUUUCGGCAUAUGCCGCCAGUGGCGCAGCUGAGCAACAGCUGCAGCUUCAGCAACAAGCUUUGCUGCAUCACCCCGCUUUGCAGAGUCAACUACCGGUCAGGUCGUUCCUAUGAGGGAUGGCCUCUUUUCCUGGAGUCCAAUCAGAAGUCACCCCAACCACACGAACAACAUCCUUCAAUCCAAAUUGGGCCUUUAUCUACCAAGAUCAAGCUCAGAGGCAUGGGAAUAACCACGAAUGACGUGAAAUGGCAACGAACAACGUUGCCAUAUGAAGAACCAGAAUGCACCCAAGAAAAGACCUCGGAAGAAUUGACGAAAUCGAAACCCAACCAAAGCAUUAGAACAGUGUUAUAGCCAAGAAGCGAAAAAAAGAAAAAAAAGAAAAGAAAAGCAAACGUCCAUUUUCAUUGAAGAAGCCGGGCGAUUCUUGAGUGAGAGUCAACCCCUUCAUGUAUUUGCCCCUUAUUAGCAUGCGAUAGUGCAAUAUGAAAUCCUCUCCCCCUCCCCUACAAUCCUAAAUUAAAACCUCUUCAAGCCAUUCAGUCCCUCAAACUAAAAAAAGA
This is a messenger RNA of Tigriopus californicus, 2753 nucleotides long. Its product is annotated as protein couch potato-like. The coding region runs from base 1689 to 2303 and encodes 204 amino acids. Lineage: Eukaryota; Metazoa; Arthropoda; Copepoda; Harpacticoida; Harpacticidae. The transcript has 7 exons. The record is from RefSeq and is a predicted model, not a curated record. Gene Ontology annotation, molecular function: mRNA binding.